Messenger RNA from Canis lupus familiaris (dog), 3025 nucleotides. It is a transcript of the gene KCNA4, whose product is annotated as potassium voltage-gated channel subfamily A member 4. Lineage: Eukaryota; Metazoa; Chordata; Mammalia; Carnivora; Canidae. Bases 987 to 2987 code for a protein of 666 amino acids. Gene Ontology annotation, cellular component: voltage-gated potassium channel complex; membrane. Gene Ontology annotation, molecular function: potassium ion binding; protein binding; delayed rectifier potassium channel activity. The record is from RefSeq and is a predicted model, not a curated record. Gene Ontology annotation, biological process: protein homooligomerization; potassium ion transmembrane transport. The transcript has a single exon.
UGGCAUGAGCGAAAGGGACGGCCACGUGGGUGGAGUGGAGAGAGGAGAAAUAAUUGAGUUGCCAUGAAAAUAGCCCGAGCGGGAAUCAGAACCAAAGAAGAGGGCAGGAGGGUGGUUGGGUGAGGAGGAGACGUAACCGGCUGCGGUGGUCCCUCGGGGCUUCGGGUGCCUUGCUUGCUUGAGGCCCAGAAGAGCGGGGUCUGGGAAGGAGGCGCCGUCGGCUCUUUACGCGUCGAUGCUUUUUACUCUGCUCCCAUGCUUGUUCCCUUCCUUUUUCAGGUGGAGUGCUGCUUCUGCGCCGCCGCAGCUGAAGGAUGCUCUGCGCUCCCUGGCUUUCCAUGGAGACCUCCGAGCCGGGUUGGCCCCCGCUGACACCUCGCCUCGUACCUUCUCUACCUCCCAAGCUGUUCGCCUGUGUCGCGAGCUCGGCCCGGGCCCCGCGCCCCGGAGGCCUGUGCUGAACCCAGGGAGCGGCCGCGGGCUCUGGGCGGCGAUGGCCCGACGCGCUUCCAGCCGCUCGCCCGCUCGGGUCAAGCCGUCACGAGAAGGCAAGUGCUAAGACUAAAGGCUUAUUUGCAUUUUAUUUAAAUCUGAUGGACCGAGCUUUGGACGAUUUCCAUGGCAGAAAAAUCCAUUCCGUUUUCCAGGCACAAGUGCUGGCCGUCAGAUAGCCGCGGCCUUUGAAUCCCGGGCGGCGGCGGUGGCCAGUUGGGGCCGCGCUUCCAGACUGCGCCUGGGCCCCGGGCGCUGGGGGCCCCGGCGGGGACUUGGGCCCGGCGCGCGCUACCCGGACGGGCCGGGCCUGGAGAGCAGCGCUCGUCCCUGGGAACCGAGAGCAUGGGGCGUGCUGGUUUAAAAACGGAAAAUGCAAAGUUGGACUGAAAAUAUCCUCAGUCUUCCGAGCAAUCUGCUGAACGGUUCCAAACUUACCUUAGUGUGGUGAGGCGGGGAGCUGCCCCACUUUCCGUCGCCCGCCUCCCGCGGCCAUGGAGGUCGCGAUGGUGAGCGCCGAGAGCUCGGGCUGCAACAGCCACAUGCCCUACGGCUACGCGGCGCAGGCCCGGGCCCGGGAGCGGGAGCGGCUGGCCCAGUCGAGGGCCGCGGCGGCCGCGGCGGUGGCGGCGGCCACGGCCGCGGCCGCGGAGGGCGUUGGGGGCCCCGGGGGCGGCGCGCACCAGCAGCACCAGCAGCAUCAGCAGCACCAGCAGCAGCAGCUGCAGCAGCAGCAGCCCCGCGGCACCUGCCCCGCACUCGAGCCCCAGGGCGGCCGUGUGGCCCGGAGGCGCCGGCGCUCGCGGCCCAACCGGAGGAGGCCUCAGCCGCGGCCCGGCGGCUUCCCGCACGGCUCGGACCUGCUGCCCAGCGGCUCGGAGGAGAGGAUCCUGAGGGAGCUGAGCGACGAGGACGAGGACGACGAGGACGACGAGGACGCCGAGGAGGAGGCCCGGUUGGGCCGCGGCCAGGACGACCGCGCGGCCCACGGCUCCUGCAGCGACCUGCUGCCCCGGGACGACGGCGCCUACGGCCCGGGCCGGCCCAGCGGCUGCUGCGAGCGGGUGGUCAUCAACGUGUCGGGCCUGCGCUUCGAGACCCAGAUGAAGACCCUGGCCCAGUUUCCCGACACCUUGCUGGGCGACCCCGAGAAGAGGACGCAGUACUUUGACCCGCUGCGAAACGAGUAUUUCUUCGACAGGAACCGGCCGAGCUUCGACGCCAUCCUGUACUACUACCAGUCGGGCGGCCGCCUCAAGAGGCCGGUCAACGUGCCCUUCGACAUCUUCACGGAGGAGGUGAAGUUCUACCAGCUGGGAGAGGAGGCCCUGCUCAAGUUCCGGGAGGACGAGGGCUUUGUGCGGGAGGAGGAGGACCGGGCCCUGCCGGAGAACGAGUUUAAAAAGCAGAUCUGGCUCCUCUUCGAGUACCCGGAGAGCUCCAGCCCGGCCAGGGGCAUCGCCAUCGUGUCCGUCCUGGUCAUCUUGAUCUCCAUCGUCAUCUUCUGCCUGGAAACCCUGCCCGAGUUCCGGGACGACAGGGACCUCAUCAUGGCACUGGGCGCGGGCGGACACGGCGGGUCGCUGAACGACUCCUCGGCGCCCCACCUAGAGAACUCAGGGCACACCAUCUUCAACGACCCCUUCUUCAUCGUGGAGACCGUCUGUAUCGUCUGGUUCUCCUUCGAGUUCGUGGUUCGCUGCUUCGCUUGUCCCAGCCAAGCGCUCUUCUUCAAAAACAUCAUGAACAUCAUUGACAUUGUCUCCAUUUUGCCUUACUUCAUCACGCUGGGCACCGAUCUGGCCCAGCACCAGGGGGGCGGCAACGGGCAGCAGCAGCAGGCCAUGUCCUUUGCCAUCCUCAGGAUCAUCCGUCUGGUCCGCGUGUUCCGGAUCUUCAAGCUGUCCAGGCACUCCAAGGGCCUGCAGAUCCUGGGCCACACGCUCCGAGCCAGCAUGCGGGAGCUGGGCCUUCUGAUCUUCUUCCUCUUCAUCGGGGUCAUCCUCUUCUCCAGCGCCGUGUACUUCGCGGAGGCCGAUGAGCCCACCACCCAUUUCCAGAGCAUCCCAGAUGCGUUUUGGUGGGCCGUGGUGACCAUGACGACUGUGGGCUACGGGGACAUGAAGCCCAUCACCGUGGGGGGCAAGAUCGUGGGGUCCCUGUGUGCCAUCGCAGGUGUCUUAACCAUCGCUUUGCCAGUGCCAGUGAUUGUCUCUAACUUUAACUAUUUCUACCACAGAGAGACUGAGAAUGAGGAGCAGACGCAGCUGACACAGAAUGCGGUCAGUUGCCCGUACCUCCCCUCUAAUUUGCUGAAGAAAUUUCGGAGCUCUACUUCUUCCUCCCUGGGGGACAAGUCAGAGUAUCUGGAGAUGGAAGAAGGAGUUAAGGAAUCCCUCUGCGCGAAGGAGGAGAAGUGUCAGGGAAAGGGGGACGACAGCGAGACGGAGAAAAACAACUGUUCUAACGCCAAGGCUGUGGAGACCGAUGUGUGACCCUGCUCUCCGCCCGCCGCCGCCCCCCACCCCCCCCC